AUGGACGCGGCCAAGGACAGCGCGUACAGCAAGGCGCUGCGCCGCGGCCGCCACCCGCGGUCCUUUAACCGCAGUGACACGUUUCAAAUGUGGUCGACCGUGAAGCACUCGUCGUCCCGCGUCUCGAGCGUCAAGACGGGCCAGGGCCUCGGCAACAUCGUCGCCAAAGAGAUCGAGGCGCUGCAGAGCACGAGCCCAACGUCCGAGAAGGCGGCGCGCAUGACGCUGAAAGACGUCAAGUCGACACCAAACCUCCUGAGCCCAAAGGAGCGGCGAAGCGAGAAGCGACCGGCCAAGAAGAAGCACAGCACGCACGAAGAUGUCAUCAAGCGGCUGCAGGCGCUGGGGUCGGGCAGCGCGAUCGCAACGACCCCGACGACCAACAGCAACAGCAACAGCAACAACAGCAAUAACAACAACAACAACAACAACGUGUCGGCCACAAUGGCGGCCAUGGACGUCGAUACGACCAAGCUGCGCCAAGACUUUAGCUCUCAGAAAGACGCGCGCGUCUACUAUGGCUCGACGGCGGCUCUGGAACUCUUCAACGGCGACAUGCUCAUGGUAUCGGUGACCGACGGAUCCGCGUGCGUCCAGCCGCUCGAGCGCCUCAAGAACCAGCCCAAGAGCUCCCGGGACAAGCUCCUCUUCACGCUCAUCAACAUGAACGAGCUCCGCAGCGCCAACCCGAUUCGGUUUGGCGACAGCGUCUGGCUUCAAAUCAGCGUCGGCACGGGCGAGACCUCGUGGGAACAAGGCAAGUGCGGCGUCUUGGGCGCCAAAGUCCGAAAAGCGCCGGACCUUCAGACGCUUUCGCUCACGCAUGCCGAGAAAGGGGCAACGGACGUGUCGCCGGAAGGCGCGCCAGACGAAGUGCUGCUCAACGUCGGGUAUCCCGUGCCUGUCCGCGCCUACUUGCCCAAGACGCGCGACGACUCGACCGACUCGCAGAUCGACGACAUGCAAGCGCGGCUACGCAACAAGACGUCGCGCAUGGUUGGUCGCUGGAUCGUGCGGUCCGCCGUCGUUCGACCCAAAGGCAAAGAUGACUAUGUCAACAGCGACGACGAAAUCUACUUGGAGCAAGACUGGUUCUACAUCGGCGCCGACCUCGAAGCGACCGAGAGGAGCCAGAGUGCCGUUUUGCGCCAGCUGCCGCCGACCAAAACCACCAAAGUCGGCGAAUAUGUUGUCGAGCGUCGCGCCGCGUGGAAAAUACGGCUUGUCGACUCGUCCAAAGGCGGCCUCGGGCUCAGCCUCGUGCAGCAGCAAAUGGAGCGACUGCUAUUCAAGGCCAAGACACAGCUCAAAGCGUCGGAGAAGAUGCGCGACGGGCAGCUGCGGCACUAUGGGCCUGACUUGAACGGCGGCCAAGGCUUCCCCAAGCAGCUGCGCCGCCACAUCCAGCACGUGACGGACGAAUGCGACGUCGAGUACUUUGCCCAUCAAAACGACCGGCUGCGUCAACUGGACGUGUAUUUUCAAGACAAGAUGGCGGCCAUGGACAAGACGGACCGCAAGCGCGCACCGCUGUCGCCGCUUGCAUCGAGCCUCCGGUUUUCGACGUCUGUGCCCAACCUCAGCUCGUGCAAAGACUCGAUCGGGCUCCACGCGCCUGCGACCGAGUCGACCGUGCCGCCGUCCACCGAGAAAAUCUGCAACCUGUGCGUCGCGUACGCCCGUGUCGGGUUUGACUUGUGCACGCACAACCACGAAGUCGCGCACUGCGUUGCGCUCGGGGCGCCGCUGCCGACCAAGUCCAACGAACCGUCGUCGGCCGAGAUUCUCAAAGUCCGUCUUUCGGAGCGACACAUGAGCACGUCGGAUGGCGCGCUGCGUGCCGUCAAGGCCGCCGAGGCCGCCGAGCUGCGCGAACGCGGCCGCAUCAUGCGACUACUUUCGGAGCAAGACGACCGCCUCGUCAAUGUGAUCAAGUACACGGAGCAGCGCGCGCACCUCGCGGCUAUUGCGACGUACUCGACCGACAACGAAGAAGACGCGCCGUCGUACUUUUCGACCAAGCGGUCGCGCGUCCGGCGGCGUCUCACGUCCAUUCUCGGCGACACGGGACCGCGGCGCAAGUCGACGCUCAAGUCGACGGUGCUGGCCGAUACGGUGCGGUCCCACGAGGAGGAAGACGGCGAGGACGACGACGACUCGACCGGCGGCGACGACAACACCGAUGACGACGACGAUGACGACGAUGCGCUCUCGGACAACGACAACGACGACAACGACGACGAAGAGAAUGGUGACGACGACGACGACGAUUUCAUCACGGAAGCCGAGAUCCAGACGCUCAACUACAUCAACGUCGAGAAGGCCACAGCGCUGUACGCCAACGACGAAAAGGCGAUGCGCGAGAUGCUCUAUGGCUUUGCCGACCUCGCCGAACACCGGCUCGUACCCCAGCUCCGCGAUGCGCUAGCGGCGAAGCACAAGGCGUGCUUGCUCGAGACCUCGGACUUUUUGGCGCGGGCGGCCGAGUUUGUCAUGGCGCGCCGAAUACAAGUGCACGUCAUGAGCUUGAUUCAAAGCGUUGCGACAAGCAACGUCGACGACUUUUCAAGCAUCGCGCCGGCCGUCGAACAGCUCUUGCGCGAGGUCGAUGGCACGAUCCGCUUCAUCCGCGCCUACAAGCUCAACGGAAAAGCUACCGAAGCCAUGUAGCGUCAUCUAUCCUUGUCUAAGAAUGCAUGCAC
Molecule: messenger RNA, 2702 nt
Organism: Saprolegnia parasitica CBS 223.65
Lineage: Eukaryota; Oomycota; Saprolegniomycetes; Saprolegniales; Saprolegniaceae
Exons: 15
Coding region: 1-2670 (889 amino acids)
Source: RefSeq, a predicted model, not a curated record